UGUUGAUCUUUUUGACACACGCACCGGAGCGUCAGCUUCAAGCGGACCAUCACUACCUCUCACAUCUAAAGCUGAUCAGCAGGAGGAGAAGAGUCUGACGGAGCAGCAGAGGAACAUUUUUAGCUACUUGGACUCAGCUCAGCCACUACAGAGAAAACAAUGAGCUCAACACAGAAGGACCAACAUGGAGCGAGAAGUCAGCGCUCUCAGGAGGCCGACAAACCUCACAGAAGAAAGAGAGAGAAAACAUACACCUGUGACGAGUGUGGGAAGGAUUUUACUGGGAAGGAUAAACUAAAACGUCAUCAGGUCAUCCACACUGGAGAGAGACCGUUCAGCUGUGACUUGUGUGGAAAGUCUUUUUCCAGGAAGGAUUACCUAAAACAACACCAACUCAUCCACAGUGGAGUUAAAGCGUACAGCUGUGAUCAGUGUGGCCGAGCUUUUACUCAACGUUGCAACUUACAGAGGCAUCUAGUUACCCACUCUGGAAUUAAGGCAUACAGCUGUGACGAGUGUGGGAAGGAGUUUACUGAGAAGGCUAAACUAAAACGUCAUCAGGUCAUCCACACUGGAGAGAGACCGUUCAGCUGUGACUUGUGUGGAAAGUCUUUUUCCUGGAAGGAUUCUCUAAAAAAUCACGAACUCAUCCACAGUGGAGUUAAAGCGUACAGCUGUGAUCAGUGUGGCAGAGCUUUUACUCACAGUAGCACCUUAGAGAGUCAUCUAGUUACCCACUCUGGAAUUAAGGCAUACAGCUGUGACAUCUGUGGAAAAACUUUCAGCCAGAGAGGGCACCGAAAUACACACCAACGCAUUCACACCAGACAUGAUGUGUACUGCUGUGAACAGUGUAGCAAAGAGUUUACAACAGAUGCACAGUUACAACAACACAUGUUUACCCACACUGAGGAGAGACCUUAUAAAUGUGACCUGUGUGAGAAGACUUUUAAAUCUCCACAUCACCUGAGAAAACACCAACAGAUCCACACCAGAAAGAGACUCUACAAGUGCAGUUACUGUGAGGACCAACAUGGAGCAAGAAGUCAGCGCUCUCAGGAGGCCGACAAACCUCACAGAAGAAAGAGAGAGAAAACAUACACCUGUGACGAGUGUGGGAAGGGUUUUACUGUGAGGUCCAAACUAAAACAUCAUCAGGUCAUCCACACUGGAGAGAGACCGUUCAGCUGUGAUCAGUGUGGCAGAGCUUUUACUCGCAGUAGCCACUUACAGAGGCAUCUAGUUACCCACUUUGGAAUUAAGGCAUACAGCUGUGACGAGUGUGGGAAGGAUUUUACUGAGAAGGCUGAAUUAAAACGUCAUCAGGUCAUCCACACUGGAGAGAGACCGUUCAGCUGUGACUUGUGUGGAAAGUCUUUUUCCUGGAAGCGUUCCCUAAAACAACACCAACUCAUCCACAGUGGAGUUAAAGCGUACAGCUGUGAUGAGUGUGGCAGAGCUUUUACUCGCAGUAGCAGCUUACAGAGGCAUCUAGUUACCCACUCUGGAAUUAAGGCAUACAGCUGUGACGAGUGUGGAAAAACUUUCAGCCAGAGAGGGCACCGAAAUACACACCUACGCAUUCACACCAGACAUGAUGUGUACAGCUGUGAACAGUGUGGCAAACAGUUUAUAACUCACACAGAGUUAAAACGACACAUGUUUACCCACACUGAGGAGAGACCUUAUAAAUGUGACCUUUGUGAGAAGACUUUUAAAUCUCCAUUUUCCCUGAGACAACACCAACAGAUCCACACCAGAAAGAGACUCUACAAGUGCAGUUACUGUGAGGACCAACAUGGAGCAAGAAGUCAGCGCUCUCAGGAGGCCGACAAACCUCACAGAAGAAAGAGAGAGAAAACAUACACCUGUGACGAGUGUGGAAAGACUUUUUCCACGAAGGGUUACCUAAAACAACACCAACUUAUCCACAGUGGAGUUAAAGCGUACAGCUGUGAUCAGUGUGGCAGAGCUUUUACUCACAGUAGCCACUUACAGAAUCAUCUAGUUACCCACUCUGGAAUUAAGGCCUACAGCUGUGACGAGUGUGGGAAGGAGUUUACUGGGAAGGCAAAACUAAAACAGCAUCAGGUCAUCCACACUGGAGAGAGACCGUUCAGCUGUAAUUUGUGUGGAAAGUCUUUUUCCUUGAAGGGUUCCCUAAAAAAACACCAACUCAUCCACACUGGAGAUAAAGCGUACAGCUGUGAUCAGUGUGGCAGAGCUUUUACUCAACGUUGCCACUUACAGAGGCAUCUAGUUACCCACUCUGGAAUUAAGGCAUACAGCUGUGACAUUUGUGGAAAAACUUUCAGCCGGAGAGGAAGCCGAAAUAAACACCUACGCAUUCACACCAGACAUGAUGUUUACUGCUGUGAACAGUGUGGCAAACAGUUUAUAACUCACACAGAGUUACAACAACACAUGUUUACCCACACUGAGGAGAGACCUUAUAAAUGUGACCUGUGUGAGAAGACUUUUAAAUCUCCACGUCACCUGAGACAACACCAACAGAUCCACACCAGAAAGAGACUCUACAAGUGCAGUUACUGUGAGAAGCAGAGCGACACAGAUGGAUCCAGUUCUCAACCCUGUCAUCACUGUGGUGGUGGGAAAGACUUUCGUUGUGACCUCUGUGGAAAAACUUUCAGUUGGCAAGCCGCCCUAAAUAUACAUCAACGUAAACACACUGGAGACAAACUGAAAUACUGCAAAGAAUGUGGGAGAAGCUUCACCACAUCAAGUAGAUUAAAACGCCAUGAACUGAUUCACAGUGGGGUUAAAAAGCACCUCUGUGAUCAGUGUGGGUCAUCCUUCACCACUGCAAGGGGGCUUAAAACACACAAACGGGUCCACACAGGAGAGAAACCAUACAAGUGCAGACACUGUGACAAAAGCUUCUCACAAUCAAGUAGUCGUAACUAUCAUCAACGUACACACAUGGAAGGAAACUACAGCUGUGACCAGUGUGACAAGAGCUUCAGGAAUCUCAGUUCAUACUCCGAACACAAACGAUCCCACGUUACUAAUAAACUGUUUCACUGUUACCAAUGUGCCCAAACAUUCACCUCAUUGUCUGCUCUGUGCAAACAUCAGCGUGAUCACUCAGAGCUGAAAUCACUCCCAUCACUGGAUCACAGUGAAUCUGAAGAGACAGAAAGAUCCUCUGGUUUCAGUGUCAGACUCAAAAAGCUUGAGAUCAGGCUCCACAGAGUUCAGAUAGAAUCAUUUAAACUUGUGUUGAACUGAACUGGUUGCUGGGCUGAAAUUCUACAUAAUACAGAUUUACAUGGGAUCUUAUUUUCUGUCGUUUUACUGAGUCAGUUUUGUCCUUUUUUCUCUGUCCUGGUUUUGCUCGUCUGUAAAUAAUUGAAACUCAGUCAAAUAGUUCAUUGUUCUCCAGCAAAACGUUUUGGAAACUCAUGUUUAACCUUUAAAACUCUGACAUGUUUUAGCACACAAGGAAAGAAUAAAGGUUUUUAGUUCUUUCAAAGAGAGUCUUGGAGCUGUUUGACGUUUUUGUUUUUCUGAAACAACCUGAAAGAGAAACUAUUUUUCUUGCUUUAUGUAGUGUGGAAGUUUUUAAUGUUUCUUUCAUCUAUGAUGUUCUUGAAUGUGUUCACAUGAAGAUGUUGCAAAUAA
Molecule: messenger RNA, 3642 nt
Organism: Pelmatolapia mariae (spotted tilapia)
Lineage: Eukaryota; Metazoa; Chordata; Actinopteri; Cichliformes; Cichlidae
Product: zinc finger protein 208-like
Exons: 6
Coding region: 160-3249 (1029 amino acids)
Source: RefSeq, a predicted model, not a curated record